GCACAAAACAAGUUCUAAACACUUGCUCAUGUAGUCGGCUUGGUCACUAAUCCUAUCAACACAAUAAAUGUUGAUACUAGAGUGGUGGGUUAGUAUCCCAAAGCCGAAAAUGAUUCACACAACAGUUGCAACUUGUGAGACAACAUCAACAGACAGAGAGAUUGCAACAUUCACACAUCAGUUAAUCAAUAUUAUUGAAGAUAUCAGAAGGAUGCAGUGAUUUCAAGUGGAUAUACUUUUAACGAAUACGAAGUGACAACUGCAGAUGGAUAUUUACUUUCUAUGUUCCGCAUUGGACGCAGAUCUUCCCAAAAUGGCACCUCGACCUCAGCAAAUGGUUCUCCUGUUUUAAUAGUGCAUGGUUUCCUAUCGAAUGCUUAUGACUGGUUACUUUUGGGUCCUGGAGAUAGUCUUGCUUACAAACUUGUGGAUCAAGGGUAUGACGUUUGGCUGGGAAAUUGUCGGGGAAAUAAAUACAGCAGGAAACAUGUCAAAUAUGACCCAGAAGAACCGCCAUUUUGGAGAUUCAGUUUUCAUGAAAUUGGUUACUAUGACCUUCCAGCAAAAAUAGAUUUUAUCCUCAAUCAAACUGGUUAUAAAAGUAUUUACUACAUUGGCCACUCACAAGGAACAACAAGUAUGUUUAUCACUGCAUCUGAAAGGCCGGAAUAUAUUAAAACAAUUCGAUUAUUUAUUGCGUUUGCACCGGUGGCGUUUACUAAAUCUAUGCCUGCACUUAUGGCGGAAUUACUUGCAACGUUUUAUAAACCAUUUGAAUGGUUUGUUUACAUGUUUGAUUAUCAAGAGUUCCUGCCAGGUGCCCACGAAGUACAACACAAAGUAUUGCGUUUGUUUUGUGAUGAAAAUAUGCCCUUUGCAAACCUUUGUCGUACAUUUUUUAGAGCGAACGUUGGUUACAGUGUUGAUUCUGAGUCGUUUACUGCUCAACAAUUGUUUAAUAGUGCCCCCGGUGGAGCAUCUACCCAUCAAUUAUUGCAUUUCCUACAAACAAAGCGAUCAGAUAAAUUUUGUCAGUAUGACUAUGGAUUCAUGACAAAUUACAUAAAAUAUGGUAAAAGUCGUCCACCAGAUUACAAUUUGAAAACUACAAUUCCUACAGCUCUUAUUUACAGUAAUAAUGAUUGGCUUUCCACUGAACAAGAUGUAAAACGGAUUAGUGCCCAACUUAAAAAUAUAAAGUUCAGGUACAAAUCACAUGCCAAUCAUGUGGAUUAUCUUUUCGGGCGAAGAACUAAUCGCAUUUUAACACCUAUUAUAACAAAAUUGUUAAGGGCGAAUUGAAACUAUAAUUAAUUUGUAAACAAAUAUGUAAAUUUUAAAUUUAAAAAUAUUGUUAUCGUGGGUACCUAACACCACGUGUGUAUCAUGUUUAUCAUAAACGAAGAUAACAAUGUGGAAUAUUUUAAAUGUUAUUUGAAGUGCGUCAAUAUGGUUGAAUAUUUAUAAAUCUGCAAAUUAGUUACAAAUAUUUUGAAAACUUUUAGCAAAUUGUUUUGACGUGAUAACGUCUUUAAAAUCGUUUUAUUGGGUGACUGUUCAGAAACUGUGUCACGAGCGAGGUCGAUCGCAGGUAUACCCCCCUCUCGUUAUAACGAGAGAGAGACGGACCGAUCUCACGUCUCAUCUCGAGCGCUGCCAGUCAUUCCGACCCCCCUCUCGUUAUAACCAGAGAGAGACGGACCGAUCUCACGUCUCAUCUCGAGCGCUGCCAGUCAUUCCGUGCCAGUCAUAGCGUUCGAGUGAGUUGACCGAUCUUCCGUCUCUCUCACUCUAGCGGCAUACAAACGAAUGGAGAUUUUCUCGUGCGGUUAAGUUUUCGUUGAAUGUUUAACAGUAAAACAAAAUGUGAAGUGCAAGUGAAGUGUUACAACAAUUGCAACAAACAAAACUUAUAUCACCAAUAAGACGUUAUCACGUAAACAUCUCGAUCGUAAACCUACUUUACAAACAACCAUUUUUCUUUUGAUUGGGACAAUAAUAAAAGUGUUGUGCGCAGGGUUGAAAAAAACCGACGGCAUGACAAUUGCAUUGCAGAUUUCUGGGUAAUUUAAUUGAAAGUCCUAAAACUAGAAGGCGCUAGUAGGCUAUGUUUAGCUAUGUUUUGUUCCUCCACACCCAGGUUGCGCUAGUGUCAGCUAUCUAUUUUGUUUUGUUCCAUCACAGCCAGAUGGCGCUUCCAUCAAAUUGGUUUAAAUUCAUACUUAAUUUUUGUUGUUGUUUUUAGUGCGCUGAGUUGCAGUGCGUACGUCACUUGUAUUGCAUUUCUGUCCUAUGCAGAUAGAAGAAUACCCCUCCAACUACGGGUCUGCUUGCUUAGUUCGGCUUGGUUCGGCUUAGUCAGUUAAGCGCUGUUGCGUAGUGCGCACGUUUUUUCUACAUUAAUCAAACGGGGUGACGAUUUCUUGCGCUUCUUGAUAUUUUGUAGCAUUACUAGAAUCGACAAUCAGAGGCAUUAGUAGUAACAUCCCAGUGUAGCGCACAACGAAUAAUUUGAUUCUUUGCAAUGCGCGCAUGACGUCCGUGGGAUAUGUUCCGGAGACUAUUGGAGUAAUUUGGAAUCUUCGUGUGGAAUAGUAACGAAGUACGUAUCAUCAAUUCUACAUAAAAUUUGCGGAAACGUGUUUGUGCGAUUUAGUCCUUUGAUAGAAGAACAAAGGAUUACCAUGUUAUUGCUUUAUUGUAAAUGCCCACUGCUUCGAUGCGUUCUUUGCUCCCGGAUCGACCGCCAUGUUUAUAAGGACUUGUUAAAAUGUCUCGUACCUGUAACCGUAUUUUUGCAACAGAUUGUAGGGGUUUUGCACAUGAAUCCGACAUCGUAAGGGAACCAUUCUUUUAGCAGAUUGUGUUUUGAACCUGAACCCGACAUCGUAGGAGAACCAUCCUUGUAUCAGAUUGUGUUUUUAACCUGAACCCGACUUCGUAAGGGAACCAAUCUUUCAGCAGAUUGUAUUUUGAACCUGAACCCGACAUCGUAGGAGAACCAUCCUUGUAUCAGAUUGUGUUUUGAACCUGAACCCGACAUCGUAGGAGAACCAUUCUUGUAUCAGAUUGUGGUUUGAACCUUAACCCGACAUCGGAGGAGAACCAUUCUUAUAUCAGAUUGUGUUUUACACCUGAACCCGACAUCGUAAGGGAACCAUUCUUUCAGCUGAUUGUGUUUUGAACCUGAACCAGACAUCGUAGGAGAACCAUUCUUAUAUCAGAUUGUAAGUAUUAAAUUUCUUUAUCAUUUUCACAAAUAACUUUGGUGAUAAGCUUAUUAAUUAGCAACAAAACUUGCAUUUUGGUGUUUCGAAGGACUAAUUUUUGCUUGUUUUACGGGAUUUGCACCUCAACCCGACAUCGUAGGAGAGCCAUUCUCGCAUUUAAUAAUAGGUAUUAAAUUUCUUUAUCAUUUUCAUAAAUAACAUUAGUGAUUAACUCAUUAAUUAGUAAUAAAAUUUACAAUUUUGUGUUUCAAAAGAUUAUUUUUUAUUUUUUGUUUUUGGGGGUUAAGCACCUGAACGGCUUACCCCUAAUUAGAGGGAUCCCUAAAAAUGUAGAAUUUAAUUCUUCGUUGGGUUAUAUUCUGUUGUCAUAGGAGAUGCACUUGUAAAACAUGAAUUGUUAUAAAUAUUGUACGUUUUAUACGUUGUUCAGGCGAUAACUAUUAACUGUUUAUUUAUAUCCAGUUAAUUUGAAAAGAUUUUACGAUUAUAUUGAUACGUAGGUUAGCUGUCAGGGCCAGGUCGGAAGCACGAAUGUCGGUGAGCGCUGCCGCUUGUCAUGAGGACAGCUCCCUAGAGACCCUAGCACCCUAGGAUCCCUAGUCGAGUGUCCCCAGCGCGGUCAAGUCGGCGGUGCUCGUAGCCCCAAUCACCGCUAGAGGGCGCCGGAGCCAAAGGUGGCUUCAAUAUAUAACAUGGAUAGUUUUUAUUUAUCACUUGUUCAAUUAACUGACAGAAAUAGAUAGAUAGCAAUGGCAGAAUGACGUGAGCUAGAGCAAGAGAAAAUACUCUAAAAUUUCAUGUUCUAUCCAUAUUCUCUAUAUGAUCCGUGGAAUUCGACGCUUUGUUUAUGCUUUCAGUUCGACCUUGUCUUGCGCACCAUAUUCUGUGCUGCCAUUUAAACAGUAUCGUGCCGGUUGCCCGCUUCAAGUGCGUUCGCGCGUUACGUCAGUCGGUGGUACGCAGUUGUGUUGAUUGCACGUGUUAUUUUUCUCCAUCGAUCUUCAUCGCGACUGUUUUGUUGCUUUAAUACGGUACAAGCAUUAGACAUCGACUACUGACUAAGUGAUUUAUCGCGAAUCGACUCCAGAAUUAAGAGACCUCCCCAUGUGUAUGCCAUUGGCAACCAGCAGUCGGAUCUCUUCCGUUCCAAUUGGAUAUACUGGUCAACAUUAUUCAAUUGUUAAUUUGUGAAGAUAAAUUACGCGUUUUCUCUGUGGAGUAUUGUUGCUAGUGCAAAAGUAAUACUUUAUGCGCUUUGGUACUUCAUAAACCGAACAACAAAGAAGUAUGUAACAUCAGGUACAAAAUUUCUUCUGUUAAAUUUUACAUACGAGUAUAUAUUUGCAUUGAUUUUAAGAUACAUGUAAGAAUAUUGUUCUGUAAAUAAAGGAUAAUUUAAUCUUAA
This is a messenger RNA of Dalotia coriaria, 4635 nucleotides long. Its product is annotated as lipase 3-like. Bases 283 to 1302 code for a protein of 339 amino acids. Lineage: Eukaryota; Metazoa; Arthropoda; Insecta; Coleoptera; Staphylinidae. The record is from RefSeq and is a predicted model, not a curated record. The transcript has 17 exons. Gene Ontology annotation, molecular function: hydrolase activity, acting on ester bonds.